This is a messenger RNA of Dermacentor albipictus, 993 nucleotides long. Its product is annotated as kunitz-type serine protease inhibitor bitisilin-3-like. Gene Ontology annotation, molecular function: serine-type endopeptidase inhibitor activity; receptor antagonist activity; transforming growth factor beta binding. The record is from RefSeq and is a predicted model, not a curated record. Gene Ontology annotation, biological process: transforming growth factor beta receptor signaling pathway. NCBI's taxonomy places the organism in Eukaryota, Metazoa, Arthropoda, Arachnida, Ixodida, Ixodidae.
AUCAUCACAUCGGUGGAACGGGUGGCAGUGUGAAGGACAGCGAAAAAUGUCAGGCCAAGGUCCCAGUGAGCGGGAAAAGUCCCCUAACGUCGCUCAGCCCUCUCGCGCCUCGCCGAAGAAGCGUCGCCGUCAAAGCGACAGCGGAACCAACGGGGAAGGCGGUCGAAACCCGUGCUUCCUGUGCAUGGGCACCUGUUUCCUGCUGACCGCCAUGUUGGUCGUGCUCGCCGGCGUUGUCUUGCACUUCGUCAGGCCCAGUCUGCGGAUCAAUGGCACGGCCGCUGAUGCCCCUAUAUGCAAGGGGGCACUCGAGCUGACAUCCUGCGACAACGAGACGGACCGGUACUUCUUUCACCACGACCCCGACAAGCACGUCUGCUUGGUGCGCUGGCAACUCGAUCCCGGCUGCCUCGGGGGAAAGAACCGCUUCACCAGCGCCACCGAGUGUCGGAAGCGCUGCGUCGCGGACCCAUCCGGGAAGUACGGAGUGCCGGCAGAUUGCGUGGAGCCCAUCAAAGCUACGCCAUGCACACACGAGGAUAUUACGCAGCGCGAACAUAACUAUUUCUUCGAGAACGACAACUGUACCUUCCAGACGGGAUCCAAAUGCCUACAUGGUCCCAACCGGUUUGUCUCUACAGAUGAAUGUCACGAGACCUGCAUCGAUGGAGAUUGUGCGCGUCUUUGCAAAACACAGACCCGCUAUCAUUCACCUGCAGAGGAGCCUGCGUGUCGCGUUCCCCGGUUCCAGGCCGCUUGCCGGCUGAGGGAGAAGCGGUUCACCCACUACUACGACCGCUCGGUGUCGGCUUGCGUCUCCUGGCGCACUGCCUGCCUUGGUGGACCCAACCGCCACGAGUCGCUCGCCGCUUGCGUGCAGACCUGCAAGCGGAACUUCUUCGAUAACCUUCUUUUGGGGUUAUGACUAGCCUUGUUUCAUUGCUUCUUGUGUUUUCAGUUGUGCGCCACGAAAUAAAGCACACUUUUGUUGUA